CCCUCAGAUCCUUACCUGGUCGAGUACUAUCUAUACACACCAGUCAAUCCAACAAAUGCUCAAAAACUAAGACAGGACGAUCCCUCAUCCAUAGAACGUUCCAAUUUUAAUGCAUCCAUUCCCACUAGGAUCAUUCUUCACGGAUUCAGGUCAUCAGCUGACGCACCUGUGUGCUCCUUAGUUCGAGAUGCUAUUUUCAAAAUCGGACGUCGAAAUAUAAUUUGUAUUGAUUGGUCGAAAAUUGCCGAAAAAACAUAUCCAACUGCACGUUUUGUUGCUCCCAGUGUUGGCGAAGACCUGUCAAUGUUUAUAAAUUUUCUUUCAGAAUAUACUUCGCUGUCAAUUAAGGAUGUAAGCAUUUUCGGUCAUAGUUUGGGAGCUCAUGUUGCUGGAAUUGCUGCAAAACAUUUAAAACAACAAAAUAAAACUCUUCAACUCAUAGUUGGAUGUGAUCCUGCCUUCCCGUUAUUCGAUUAUAAUGACUGUUCGUCAAGGCUUUGUCACACAGAUGCUAAGUUUGUUGAGACAAUUCAAACUAGUGGCGGACGUUUGGGUUUUCUAAGACCCAUUGGAGCUGGAGUUUAUUAUCCAAAUGGUGGAGUUCGUCAACCGGGAUGUGGUUUGGAUCCUAUAGGAUCUUGCUCUCAUUCGAGGUCUUAUAUGUAUUUGGCUGAAGCAAUUGAAAAAAAUGAUUUUCCUACAAUCGAAUGUAAGGGUGGUUAUUUGAGUGCUGUACGCAAACAAUGUGGAAAUAAGUAUAGCUCGGUGAAAAUGGCAUCACCUGAAAAUAUUGGAACUAAGGGAGUUUUUUACGUUCCUGUUAAUGCUAAACCACCUUAUGGAAAAGGAUAGUUUGUAGAUAUGUAAAUUAUUGCAAUUUAAUGAUAUUAAAGUGUUCGAA
Episyrphus balteatus (marmalade hoverfly) is the source of this 901-nucleotide messenger RNA. Its product is annotated as phospholipase A1-like. Gene Ontology annotation, biological process: lipid metabolic process. The record is from RefSeq and is a predicted model, not a curated record. The transcript is spliced from 2 exons. NCBI's taxonomy places the organism in Eukaryota, Metazoa, Arthropoda, Insecta, Diptera, Syrphidae. Gene Ontology annotation, molecular function: lipase activity. The annotation marks the transcript as partial.